GUUGUACAACACUUUCUCCCUCUCCCAACCACUGUACGCUUUCGCCUUCCCGCGUUACUGAGUCCGAUCAUGUCUUCCCACAAGCCCGUCCGUCCCGAUGAAACUGCACACAAGGCUGCUGUUGCAGAACUUGAAAAGAAGAUCGAAGCAGCCGACAAAGUUUUUAAUGCUGUUAAGCAAAAAAUUGAAGCCUCGCGUGGCCCCAAUCCUUUCCACGAGAAAAACAAAGAACUUCGUGCUGAACUCGACAAGAUUCGUGAGGCCCAGAGUGCAAUUCGCAGCUCAAAGCAAGAAAUUAUUGCUCAGCUGAAAGGAAAGGAGGAUGCUUUAAAGAAGAAGAUCAACGAAAUCAAUGGUUUGAAGAAGACUGUGCCCUUUAAGAGUGAGGCAGAUCUCGACAAACGUAUUGAGAGACUCAGAAGCGAGGUUGAGUCUGGUACCAUGAAGCUCGUUGAUGAGAAGAAGAACCUUCGUGAGAUUUCCCAGCUCAAUCACUUGCGUAAGAACUUUGGUGAGAUCAGCAACACCCAAAGUGCUAUCGAUGUAUUGAAGAAGGAAGCUGCUGCUCUUCGUGAGCAGCUUGACGACCCUGAGUCUAAGAAGUUGAACGAACAGUUUGUCGCUGCUCGUGACUCUUUGAACGCCCUUCGUAAGAAGCAAGAUGAGUUUUACACGAACCAACGAGCUCUUUAUGCUGAGCGUGACGCUGCCAAGGCUAAGUGUGAUGAGGUCUAUGGUCAACGUAAAGCCAUGCAACGUGAAUACGACACCGCAUUCCGUGCUUGGCGCGAUCAUGAGCGCCAACAACGUGCCAAGCGCCAAGAGCAAAUUCGUCAAGAGCGUGAGGCUCGUGAAAUGCAGCGCCGUCAGGCUACUGCCCAAAAGAAGUUGGAGCAAGCCAGUAUCCCCGCUUUUACUGAGGAGAUUUUGACGUGUGAAAACUUGAUUAAGUUCUUGCACGGUACUCCUUCUGAAAAGAAGGAGCAAGCAGCCUCUGCUUCUACUUCUUCUAACUUGCGUCCCAGAAAUUUGGCUCCUCGUGCUGUCGAGCCUAUUGUCGGUGGUACUGUCUUGAACAAGAGUGCCAACGAUAUUGACGACGUCUUUUCUGGCUUGAAGAAGAAGACGAAGAAGGCUUCCAAGUCCAACAACUCGUCAUCCUCCGAUAAGCUUAACCUUUCUUUGGGUACUCUGCAAGAGUUCUCUUUUGUUGGUGUAGAGGCUCCUCUCAACAAGUCACAGAACGAGAAGGCUGUUGCUGACUUGAAAGCAAAGAUCGCUUACUUCAAGGAAAACCAGGAGCGUGUUACCAAGGAGAAGAUCGCUAAGGUCGAGAAGGAGAUUAACGAUUUGGAGGCCAAGUUUGAAGCUAAGAAGCAGAAGGAUGCUGCCAAAACUCAGAAGACUGAGGAGACUUCUGAGCCUUCAGCUGAAUCGGUUGAAAAGCCUGCCGAGGCUGCUCCUGCCGUAGUUGAAACUGCUGCUUGAAAUGUUUUAUCAUUUGAGCGCUUCAACGGCAUGUAAUGUUUCCAUCAUCAUACCCACUUCUUUCUCUCGAUUUUUUACCUCUCCACGGUUUCAGGCAGGAGUAAAAAAGGACCACUGAUGUCGUCCUUCUCCACGCUUGGGCAUGUAUAGUAAAUGAAAGCGUUUUUUGUAAAAAAUAAAUGUCUAAUCUCUUUCUCUCUUCCAUAAACAAAUGCAGCGUUUUUA
Messenger RNA from Schizosaccharomyces japonicus yFS275, 1713 nucleotides. RefSeq names its product mRNP complex. The transcript is spliced from 3 exons. The coding region runs from base 70 to 1488 and encodes 472 amino acids. The record is from RefSeq and is a predicted model, not a curated record. Lineage: Eukaryota; Fungi; Ascomycota; Schizosaccharomycetes; Schizosaccharomycetales; Schizosaccharomycetaceae.